CGUCAUCCACUUCGGUACCCGGCUCGCAGUCGAGCGUCGUUCGUUGUACGGUGCGGUUGUGACGUUCGCGAUUCGUCUCGACGCUUUAUACGUUCGAUAUAUGUACAUAUUUGUAUAUGUGUGACAUUGUGCACGCGUUUUCUUUUUUUCUUUGAACUAUACAUAUAUACAUGAAGUGUUUGUGAUAGUGCAUAGAGAUCAUCGGUGUGUGUCGGUUAUAUUUUUUCGCAUAGUGCCAAGGUGGAUUAAAGACGUAUCUCCUGAGAAAACGAAACGCAAGAAGCAGGAAAGGAGUCACGAGUAGAGUUGGCGAAGAUCUUGAUGCUGAACACCGAGGGAAGACCGUUGGCGUUUCUCCAAGAUUCUGAGAAUGUUACUGCAAAGAUCGAGCCGGGGAAUGGAUCAUGAAAUGACCGUGUACAAAGGACAUUGCGGACGCGUGUGAUUCUUGCGGAUUAUUUAGCCACAAUUAAGAUGUACCCCGCGCCGGCGAGACACCCAGCCGCUCCCGGUGGCGGAGGAAGCGGUGGGGCUGCGGGAGGUCUGAAAUUCACGGUGGCUGACACUUGCGAGAGGAUCAAAGAGGAAUUCAAUUUCAUCCAGCAACAGAACCACUCACUGAAGAUCGAAUGCGAGAAACUGGCCAGCGAGAAGACCGAGAUGCAGAGGCAUUACGUUAUGGUAAGGCACUUUUACUACGAAAUGUCUUACGGCCUAAACGUGGAGAUGCACAAGCAGACCGAGAUCGCUAAGAGGUUGAACGCGAUAAUCGUCCAGCUACUCCCAUUCCUGGCACAAGAGCAUGGCUUGCAGCAUCAGCAGCAGGUGGCCAAUGCCGUAGAGAGGGCGAAGCAAGUCACGAUGUCCGAGCUGAACGCUAUUAUUGGGCAACAGCAACAACAGGGUUUGCAACAGCUAUUGCAACAGAUUCACGCGCAGCAGCUGCCACAUGGUGCGGUCGUCGGUGGUCUUCCACCGGCGGGGCUAUUGGGCUUCGCAGGUGCGGCCGCGGCAGCCGCAGCCGCGGGGGUGCCACCUCAUCUAGCUCCACCACCGCAUCCCGCGGCUGCGGCUGCGGUUCAAGCACAAGCGCAGGCGCUGCUGAAACCUUCGGACCUGCAACAACACCGAGCGGCCGCGGAGACGCCCGAGGAUCGUAAACCGAUCGCUCUUACCGACGAGAGACUCAGACGAUCCGUGUCGCCGCCGGAGAAAUUCCGCAGCCGCACGCCUGACCUCGAGAGCGAUCCCAAGAGGCGGAAGGAGGAGAAGCUCGGACACGACAGCGACGCAGAGAAGAGCGAUCAGGACUUGGUGGUGGAUGUCGCGAACGAGGUCAGUUCAUCUUCCCGCAAUGGAACGGAUUCGAUAUCUUUAUUAGCGAGUUCAUUGGUCAGAAGCUAUUUGCAAGAGGCAUCGUCGCCGCACGCGAAUGGCGACCAUUCGGAUCCACGUGAGAACGGCACUCUAGAGAAACUGGGCGCCCCAGGACACGUAGGACCUAUUUCCGGUGCUGGCUCCACAUCCGUAAAAGACAGGCCCCCAUCGCGGAGUGGAAGUUCAUCCGCUCGUAGCACACCGUCUCUGAAAAGUAAAGAUAUCGACAAGCCGGGUACACCUGUGGCGGCGGCGAGGGGGUCGCGCAGCUGUACGCCAACUAUGGGAGGAAUCCCUGGUCCCUUGGCAUCGCGGGUCUAUCAUCCGCCAUCGUCACAGCAAACGCCACCGCAGGGCUAUCAGGGUUUGCCGUCCCGCGGCAAUGAGCCGCCACAAUCGCCUUCGCCGUACAGCAACUUACCAUACGCCAGGACCUCGAUGCUCGGCUUCGACGCUCACGUGAGGAUACCAUCGACUAACGGGAUAAGCAACAUUCCGGGUGGCAAACCAGCGUACUCGUUCCAUAUGAACGGCGAGGGUCAGCUGCAGCCAGUGCCAUUCCCCACAGACGCUCUGAUAGGGCCGGGAAUUCCACGUCACGCGCGUCAGAUUAAUACCUUGACUCAUGGCGAGGUUGUGUGCGCCGUCACCAUCUCGAAUCCGACCAAGUACGUCUACACGGGCGGCAAAGGGUGCGUUAAAGUCUGGGACAUCGGACAUGGAGGCGGUGGCAGUAUCAAGCACGUAUCGCAGUUGGACUGCCUACAACGCGACAAUUAUAUUAGAUCGGUAAAGUUACUGCCGGACUGCAGAACCCUAAUAGUUGGAGGGGAGGCGAGUCAGCUGAUCAUCUGGGACUUGGCUAGUCCUACACCGCGAAUCAAAACGGAACUGACGUCAGCGGCACCGGCCUGUUACGCGUUGGCGAUCUCGCCAGACUCGAAGGUCUGCUUCAGCUGCUGCAGCGAUGGCAACAUCGCCGUGUGGGAUCUACAGAACGAGACGUUGAUUCGACAGUUCCAAGGCCACACGGACGGUGCCUCCUGCAUCGAUAUCUCGGCGGACGGUUCGAAGCUGUGGACAGGAGGGUUGGAUAACACGGUGCGUUCGUGGGACCUAAGGGAGGGUAGACAGUUGAAGCAACACGACUUUACCUCGCAAAUAUUCUCAUUGGGCUAUUGCCCAACCGGAGAAUGGCUCGCUGUGGGUAUGGAAAAUUCGAACGUGGAGGUGCUUCACGCUACCAAGUCCGAUAAGUAUCAACUGCACCUACACGAGUCGUGCGUGUUGUCGUUACGCUUCGCCUCUUGCGGCAAAUGGUUCGUCUCCACCGGCAAGGAUAAUUUGUUGAACGCAUGGCGCACACCGUACGGAGCUUCGAUAUUUCAGUCGAAGGAGUCUUCGUCGGUGUUGAGCUGCGACAUCUCUGCCGACGACAAAUAUAUCGUGACUGGAUCCGGUGACAAAAAGGCCACUGUAUACGAAGUGAUUUACUAGACGUGCACGGUAAAGACGUUUCACGCUUUCCUCCCUUGGUCGAAACCUGAACUCUAUAACACGCUCUCCCUUUUCGCGGGGGAGAUCCUACAAGUGAGACUUUUUAGCAGCCUUAGGAACAUAGACUGUUACUAUAUUGUGUAUAUAUACAUAACAAGUCUGUAUUAACGAUAGAAACCGCGUUCGAAAGAAACAAAGCAUAGAAGAAAGAACAGAAGAAAGAGAGAGAGAGAGAGAGAGAGAGAGACAAAUAGUGAUAAGAAGAGUAAACAAAAAAAAAAAAAAAAAAACGGAGGAAAAGAACUAAUGCUAAUUAUGACGACGGUCGAGAAACCAAUGUGUGUGCCAGAGGAAAAAGCUGUACAUGUAUAUUUAGGAGUUGCGUGUGCGUGACCCAACUGUACGUACGACCGUGUGAUUUAAACGUAGAGAGAACUUUCUUUGUCGCGUGUAUACAACGAGAACGUGUUAAUGGGACGUUACCAAGCGAUUUUGCAUGCGCGUUAAGUGACCAGGAGAGCCUUGCAAAUGGUGAUGCUAGAUACGGUUUCGUAUUAAGUACCUAAUUAUAGAAUCAACAUGCCCAAGAUGACAUCAUACGACAGAUAAAACACGUGAAGAACGAACAGUCGGAGCCUGUCUAACAAAAAAUUAUACUUGUUCUCGCCUAUUGUAAUUUUCUUCAAAACUUUUACAACUUUUGCAAUCGCUGUCCCUUUAACGUGUCUACGACCACGAUAACGAGUCGACGAAUACUAUUGCUGUAUACCGAUGUAUACAUGUAUAUCUAUGAUAUACAUGUGGAAUCGUUUCGAGAAAAUCGCUGGUCGUACCAUUAUCGUUACAUACCUUGGAUAAUGCGUUUCGCUAUAGACUACAAACAAAGUAUAGUCGAUUAAUACGUUAUGCUGUCGUGAACAAGAAAAAACGAAGACAGGUGAAUGAUAACUAUACAUCGAAUUUAUUUAUUUCGUAUAAAAUUGUUCGUUUCGUUGGAACACUAUAGUCACGAGAGGAUUUGGUCGUUCGAAUAUUCGUGCAUCAUCCAAACUAUCAAAGCAACGACUGGUAACAUUCGUUCUGAAAUCAUUGACGAAGGAUGAUCGUGCCGUUUCUCCUUAAAAAAAAGGAAAGGAAAGUAAACACGAGACUUGUACCAUGGGAGCAGUGUUGUGUAUUCUCUACAUUCUGAUCAACCAUGAUCAUUAAUUAAUUUUAAAUAUAUCGAUAAAAAACGA
Bombus huntii is the source of this 4112-nucleotide messenger RNA. RefSeq names its product protein groucho (gene gro). Lineage: Eukaryota; Metazoa; Arthropoda; Insecta; Hymenoptera; Apidae. Gene Ontology annotation, molecular function: transcription corepressor activity; protein binding. The record is from RefSeq and is a predicted model, not a curated record. Gene Ontology annotation, cellular component: transcription regulator complex; nucleus. Bases 475 to 2874 code for a protein of 799 amino acids. The transcript has 16 exons. Gene Ontology annotation, biological process: negative regulation of canonical Wnt signaling pathway; regulation of DNA-templated transcription.